Pseudoliparis swirei is the source of this 3057-nucleotide messenger RNA. RefSeq names its product glycoprotein IX (platelet) (gene gp9). The transcript has 2 exons. Bases 124 to 855 code for a protein of 243 amino acids. Lineage: Eukaryota; Metazoa; Chordata; Actinopteri; Perciformes; Liparidae. The record is from RefSeq and is a predicted model, not a curated record.
UGUUCCUCACACCGACCAGUAUUCUGUUUAAUGACACGUCGGACACCCUGAACAUGUCAUUCCAUUUUUUGGGAUGACUGGCACCGCAAGGAAUAACUUCCAGGUUGGUUUCACUUUAAAAGGAUGCUCCGGGAUUUAAGCGUCGCCGUUUUCCUCGUCUGGGCCACGCUGGGCUCUCGCGCUACGGGUCAACCCUGCCUGUGUUCGGCCCUCGCGCCCUCCGGCCUGCGGGUCAACUGCAGCUCCUUGAACCUCGUGGAGCUGCCUCGCGGUCUGCCGUCGGACGCCACGGAGCUGCACGCGCAGGACAACCGGCUCACCUCGGUGCCUCCGGGCCUCUUUGACGGACUGGUCGGCCUGAAGAAGGUCUCGCUGUCCGGGAACCCUUUCCACUGCGACUGCGGGAUCCAGUACCUGAGGAGCUGGUUGCUAAGGAACAGGGACGUCGUCUCCGCGGAGCCCACCUGCGCCGGUCCGAGCGCCGUGGCCCGGAGAGCCGUCGCUGACCUCGGCGACGACUACUUCUCCUCCUGUGGAGGCUGCGCCGGCGGCGCUUAUGACGCCGCGGUGGCGGGGAUGCUCUGCUGCCUCAUCGGUCUGCUUCUGUGGAGCGUGAGGCUGGCCAAAAUGUCCACCGUCACGCUGUGCAUACACGAGAGGCAUUCGGGAAUCGAGGCCGAGCGUCUGCGCUCGCGGAGGCCCAAGCACAGGAGGAGGUCGGCGGGGUCAGAGGUCGGCGGGGAGUCCGUCACUUGUGCACGGGACGUAGAAAAGACACUCGGCGACAUGGAGUUACUGCCGCAAGUACUGGACACGUUGCACAAGAAGCACUGUGGGAAGAUAAAGGCUAUCUGAGAGGCCUGCUGCACUGGAAUAACACUACAAGUGGAAAAUAAAGUUGUUUUUGUAAUAGUUUUAAAUGCUAAACUGAUAACGCCAUGUGUCCUGAGACUUCUUCUGGGUUUCUUACAAAGCAACCUGAUGCUCAUCUGUGACAUUUCAUUAAUUUUAGGCAGAGCAUACACUAAUAUUAGAAAAUAUAAAAGGCUAUUUUGGCUUUUAAAUGUAGUGGCCUAAAUAUUCAUCAGUCUAUAGAAUUCAUGCUGUAUACGGUCCUGCAGGACUCUCACAAGAGGAAUGAGCUACUUUUCAAAAGAAAAGAGACGGUGCAUAACUUGGAGAAAGUAAUCUUCACGGUUCUGUCGGUUACAGAAGAAUGGACCCUUUCAGUGCCACCAUCAUGAUUAUGUCAAGGUGUUGGUAAGAUAUCCAAGACAAUAUUCUUUGACUGCACUAGUCAAAAACAACAUUUAAAACGUUUUGAAUUCCAUAAAAAGUGUAUGUUUGACCAUUUAUUAGCUAGACUGAAUAUCUUGCAGAAAUCUGUCAUUUAAUUAUACAAAGUCAAAAAUCAAUAUCCUUUUCAAAAUUGUCAUUUUUAGAUACUUUUUUAAAUAUCUAGAAUCAACAUCCUGGAUAACGGCAGUAUAAUUAUUACUUUUCCCAUUUCAGAAAAUCCAAUUGCUACGAUAGUUAUACCUUGAGCCAAGAUGAAAAACAUUCCAGAUCUCCAUAAUGUAAUUUUGACUAUUUAAAACACAUUAGGGCAAAAUAAAAAUCACAUUACGCAUAUCCACGAUUGACGAUAUGAUGACAAGCAUGGUCUGGAAUUAUGGAGACAUCUUCUUUGAUAUAGAAGUGUUUUGGUAAUGCAUGUAAACAUAGAUCAGUAAAUAUAUUGUUGUAUAAAAAUAUGCACCCGAAAAAAAGCAUAAUAUUAUCGCUCUAUGUGGUGCCAGAUGUCCUCAAUUUAAAUGAAUCAGUCGUCAGGAAUUACUUUCUUAUUUCACCAGCAAAACAAAAAACAAUUAAUAACGUUCUUCCCUCAUUCUUAAGAGCUCAUUUCACUUUAACUGAUGACGGACAGCGUUAACGUGUGUCUUGUGACCCAUAAACCAAUGCAUGUUAUUUGCAUAGGUGCAUGUUUUUAGAUUUGUUCAAACCUUAUUUUGAAAACCGGAAGUGGUCACGCUUUUAUUCUCCAACCAUCUCCGCCAAGUCUCGCUACCGCCUCUUUUCGCUCGCUUCCGGUCUGGGCGGUUUAAAUCAUGAGUGUAAUGCGGAAGUGUGAAAAAGAGAAAAGCUGGAGGAAAACUGUAAAGCGGUGUCCCCUGUGCGCAUGCGCAGUAUACUGAGCCGUGUGCACAGUCGGUUGACAUGCGCUGGAAAUACAGGGAUGGUGUCCCCUCAGGUGCCCGACAUAAUUAAAUAUUUUCAUUAUAAAUAUAUAAUAUCAUAUUAUAGUAUACUGUAAAAAUGUGAAUAGAGUAAUACAUAAAUCAUAAAAUGAUUUAUAUAUUACUCUAUUCAAUGAAUGAUGAUAUAAAGUGUCUUCUAGUAAUGUCCCAGUAUACAUUCCCUUCAUAAUAAAUGUAAUAUUUAUAUGUGUACAUGCCAUGGAAAUGUACCAUGAAUAUAUUACGAAAAAUUCCAUGUAAAAUAUUUUUUAAAAUUGUAUUUACAAUGUCAUAGAAAAUAUCAUAGUAUAGUAUGCUGUGAAAAAUGUCAUAAUAUACUCUCAUGGUUGAAUGCAUUUAUUCUAACAAUUUAAAAUGUAAUGUAAUAUAGCACGUCAUGAUAUAGUAAUUAUAAACAUGCCAUAGUAUAUAGUAUGCUAGACACAUUUCAAGAGAAGCCAAUAAAGAAUGUUAUCGUAUAGUAUGCCGUAAAAAUUAUAAUGUCAUACUAUAGUAUGGUAUAUAACUGUUAUUACUUUCUUGGCAUACCACACAGCCAUUUGUUUGUGAUUUUGUUCAUGAGAUACUAUACUAUAACAUUUUAAUGACAGACUGUGACUUAUGGCUCCUUGUUGCACACCAUAUCAACACUUUUUUGGGGGAAUACAAUGUCAUUUUUUUAUAGGAUGCUUCUGACAUCUUUUAAAUCAUAAAAUCAUUUUAAAGCGCCGCCAAUGUUUAUACCAUUUUUAUUAUGUGCUAUAUAUUAUGCCAUUUUAAUAACAUCCAAUAGCAUCGCUGCUCAGCCAUCCCCGGAUUC